AUGUCGGAAGCGAUAUUUCAGCCAACGGAUAUUGUUCUUGCAAAAGUUAAAGGGUUUUCAGCAUGGCCGGCAAUGAUCAUCCCUAAUGAACUCAUCCCAGAUAACAUCCUCAAGACCAAACCUAUGAGCGUGCACAAAGGCAAGUCAGACAAUGAUAAGGAUGCAGAUGUAGACGCAGGAGCAGAAUCAGAGGCGGGAGAUCGGGAGCAAAGCGACGAAGAAGAAGCGGAGGCUUUUGGUGAAAGUGAGGUUAAUCCUGAAAAAUUCAUAAUACACACUCCAGUUUUAAAGUUCCGUAAAAAUGAUGCGCUGAAACCGGCUUACUGUGUCAAGUUUUUUUGCGAUGAUUCUUAUAUCUGGGUGAAGCCUACGGAUAUGAAGAUUCUAACAAGCGAGGAUUGUCGUCAGUGGCUAAGCGGCAAACAGCGGAAGAACAAGAAACUAAUACCGGCCUAUGAAAUGGCUAUGAGGGGCAAAGAUGGAAUUGAUAUUUGGGAAUUCGUGGAAUAUGGGUCUUACGGAAAGCCAGAUGAAGAGGAAUACGUAGAAGAAGAUGAAGAAGAAGACGAACCUAAAAAAAUGGCAACAAGACCGACUAGAUCUUCCAGUAGACAGCGUCAUAAACGCGUCUCUGAAACGGAAAAGAGUGAGGACGGCAAUACAAACAAGCGGAAGAGAGUUACCAGAUCGACUAGGCAACAAGUGGUUGACACUUCAGAGGAGGAAGAUGAGGGAGUGGAGGAAGACGAAGACGAAGAUGAAGAAGUACAGGAGAUUGUUAGAAAGAGGCCGCAAAGAAGCAAAACUAAGAAAGCGGUAGUGUCGAAUGCUAAGCCAAAGCCAAAGCCAAAGCCAAAAAAAGAAAAACCUAAACCACCCAAAAUAAUCAAGUAUCAUUUUGAAGAUGAUGAAGAUUGGAGUAUUGUUGGGUUGGGUCCGCAAGAUUUAUCAAUCGAAAAAACAAUGGAUCCGAUUGCGAAAAAACUGUCGCAGAAGAAAAACUUAGAAAAGCAUGCAGAGGUUAAGUUAGAUUUGGAGGAUAAACUAGCAGGCAUCAACAAACUAUUGUGUGAAGUCUUAUGUUCAGCUAUCAACCAGGCCGUUUCGAUAAAGGAUGAUUUUGAAGUAAUAUUAGAUGAAUUGCAGACUGCCCUUGACACCAGGGGGUCCAAAAACGAAUUUAUAACAAUUUUCCAGUCGAACAAUUCCUUACUGUUGAACUUUAGAAUAUUAUUCAACUUAAGGAAAAAGGAACUGAACAAAUGGGACCUAUGGGAUCGUUUCCAAGACAUUUUUAAGCAUAUUUAUUCAUAUCAGUUUAUACCUGAUACGAAAGAUUGGCAACUAGAGCAAGAUAUGGAAGUUGAAGAAAUAGGUCAGGAAGACCCGAACUCUCAUGAACCUGUGAAGGAAGAAGAAACCAAAACGGGAGCAUAA
Messenger RNA from Saccharomyces paradoxus, 1437 nucleotides. RefSeq names its product Ioc4p (gene IOC4). Gene Ontology annotation, cellular component: nucleus. Lineage: Eukaryota; Fungi; Ascomycota; Saccharomycetes; Saccharomycetales; Saccharomycetaceae. The record is from RefSeq and is a predicted model, not a curated record. Gene Ontology annotation, biological process: regulation of transcription by RNA polymerase II. Gene Ontology annotation, molecular function: transcription coregulator activity; double-stranded DNA binding. The transcript has a single exon. The coding region runs from base 1 to 1437 and encodes 478 amino acids.